Messenger RNA from Telopea speciosissima, 570 nucleotides. RefSeq lists its product as uncharacterized. The coding region runs from base 1 to 570 and encodes 189 amino acids. The transcript has a single exon. The record is from RefSeq and is a predicted model, not a curated record. Lineage: Eukaryota; Viridiplantae; Streptophyta; Magnoliopsida; Proteales; Proteaceae.
AUGGAGACACUCGUUGUUGUGCAGCAUCGGAAUCAAUACUACAGCAGGAACAAGUCUAGUAUCCAUGAUGGAUUUGGUUCUUCUCCAUCCAGAAGCUUCAGUGAGAUCAAUUGUAGAACUUUUCAAUCUGGAGGAGGUAUUCUACCUAACCCAUGGAAGCCUUCUAACAGUCCUGCUGCGUUUAAUAAAGCUUGCUCUCCUCCCCGAACUCCAUCCCCUGUUAAUGGAAAAAGCAGUAGUGCCGUACCUAUCGACAUCAAGGCCACAAAGGUUGAAAGGUCUUUUAGCGAUGACCUAACUUACUCUGAGCUCUGGGCAGGGCCAACUUAUUCGAACUCACCUCCUCCUAGUUCAUUGCCGAUCCCUAAAUUUUCUCUCCGGCAAAAGCGAAGUGUGUCGCUUGAUGCGUCUGCUUCUGUCUCGGAGAUAGUAGCGCACCCCAUUGCUAGGUCUGCUCCGCCUUCACCCACAAGGGAACCACAGUCUUUUCAAAGGAGUUUCUUUCUCAGCACUGACUCGGCAACUAGGGAUCUGCGUCGUAUUCUCCAUCUGGAUAUCAGUGACGAUUGA